Suillus paluster is the source of this 2646-nucleotide messenger RNA. RefSeq lists its product as uncharacterized. Bases 131 to 2272 code for a protein of 713 amino acids. The transcript has 3 exons. Lineage: Eukaryota; Fungi; Basidiomycota; Agaricomycetes; Boletales; Suillaceae. The record is from RefSeq and is a predicted model, not a curated record.
AUGACACGUGAUCGCGUUGGAUGUUACGCGUUUGUCACAAGUCACGGGAUUGGUUUGAGUGGAAGUCCUUUAAGUGGGUAGCUCAGCCUCUUGACCCUGCUGUUUCUUUCUGGUGUCGACUUCUUCCAGUAUGAGCCAUCCAAGAUACAGCGUGCUCAACCUUUUUGACCCCCUUAAUGCAACUCCAAGGAGUGAAGUCACAACCCCAGACUCGCUCUCAGGAUCCGACAAGGAAAACGCUGAGCCAAGCCACGAAUCCUACUAUGAAUCCGACAAGCUCACGAUGACAGCGUUCUUCAACCGGACUUACAAGACGCAGAACAAGCACUAUUCCCCGGUAGUCCUUAGAACGCGUCUCGUUGAUGUUGGUGACGUGACUAUCAUGGAUGAAACUGCCGAUCUUCUUAACGGGCUCACCAUCGAAGAAGAACCUGAAGAUGACGUAGAUAACGUGUCACUUGUUGAUGAAAACAUGGACCUAGAUGAACAGGACUCACUGGCCACGCCGAUGAACAGUCCCCCGAGACACACGCACAGUCGCUACAUUCCCACGCAAACACCAUCAUCCGAACACACUCCUACUCCUCAUGCUCAGCGCACCCCUCUUGCGGAUAUCUCUUUGGAUGCAACACCUGUUCCGCGCAAAGUAGUAAAAGCCCCCCUAGCUUCCCUCGAAGCUCCAGAUUCUGGCGUGGAACGUUACUCCACACCGGUCACAGCAGUCCGCUCUGGUUACGCUACCUUGGCGCCAGCUGGCUCACCGCUAGCUUCUGUAAUCAAUGCGAUCAACUUCACAGAUCAAAAUGUGCCAUCAAAGGAGGGCAUUCCUCAAUCCGCUACUCCUAUUAUCGUUGUGUCGGGCAUAGAGAGCUUAGGUUCAUCUACGUCACAGCUAUCACCGUCACUCUCGAGCGCUCUCCUCACGCAUACCCACCUCUCUGAGUCGAUGCUCCCUGAAUCUACUGUCUCAUUGUCACCUCCUUCUAAAUAUCAGAUCCAGUCAUCUCCUUUGCGAGACACAUUAGCUGCCCCAGCUGCACGUCCUCGCCCGCGCGCUCGAGCACACACAACAUCUUCGCCAGCAUUUGAUCCGCGUCGAUGCUCUGUGGAUCUCCACUCUUCGUUCAACCUCCAACUCCAAUGCCCUGAAUCGUCUUUCGAUCUUAUGAAUGACAGGAUCUCAUUCUUUGGCGGUGAUACUUAUACGAUUGACGCCGAUGAUUUCGACAUGCAAGCCGAAGAAGAGAUGAUGGAGGCCCUCGCGAAACGAAUCAAGGAGAAGGAUGCAGCGGCAAAACCUAUGGCAGUUGCUGCCUCUCCAGUACCACGAUCUGUGCCUAUCCAGAUGGCGACACAGCCAUCGCCUCCCAUCGUUGCUGCGAAUACUCCCCCCGCAAAUAUGAGAUCCUCCACAAGACGGAGCAGUCUCUCUCCGGGAAUGAAAUUGUCAUCCCCCUCCUCGCAGCCAUCUAUAAUUAUAACACCUAAGGAUGAGGUCUCUGAGUUGCGAAAGCCUUCCACGCCUUUAUCUCCGAUCGACACGACUGUUUGUCCUACACUAUCAGUGACACCACCGAAAGUUUCGCAGGCAUUUGUUGCACCAGUCCCCGCAGCCCCAGUACAUGCCCUCCGCAUCGUGAAGCGGCCCAAGGCACAUGACAGGACAACUUCCGUGUCUAGUGUGGGCUCGUCAUCUACUGGAAGUAGCACCAGCAUGGAGGAGCAGGCAGCACCAGCUGCGCCCCCCGUCCCGAUACACAAACCAGUACUAACGGGGGUGCGCCGCCCCCCUCCCGGGCUUAUGCCUGCCGACUUUAAGGCGAAUAUGUUUUGCAAGCCUGAAGAGGGUGUGCGCCCUUCACUUGGUGUGAAGGGCAAACUCACGAGCGUCCUCGGUCUGCGCACAAAGGCUACCGAGCCCCUCCGUUCGCCUAUUGAGACGUACAUGCCCCCGCCACCCGCACAGACAUUAAAGCUAGCUAGCGGGACGAUUAAAUCGAGGUUAUUAAAGCCAACUGCUUCAUCACUUAGCAAGGUACCGCCAGCGAAGAUACCUACCGCAUCUAAUACCACUGCUGCAUCAAAGACCCUGCGCCCCCCAUCGCGCUUUGCGACUGUGGGCACGGCUUCGGGGCUGCCCCGUCCCACGGGCGGAGCGAUACCUUCAUCCAGGCUUCCAGCGCCCACAUUUAGCGCGCCGAAGUCAAAACUGCCCAGCAUGACCGGGAGUUCGAGCAUGAUCGGAAGGAGUGCCACUAUCCGGAAGAUUUAAGAGGUAAUGGAAAGAAAAACUCGAAACUUGAGGGAGGGGGACGACGCGCAUGGGAUGGAAUUUCACGUAUGUCGAGCAUGUUAUCAUUGCAUUUUUCUUGCGGCAUUUUUUUUCCCUUUGAUUCAACUCUGAUUUGUUCUCUGGUCUCUCACUUUUGUUCUGUAUGUCGUUACAUAUGCCCCGUUUUUUAUAUCACUCACAAUGCAUGCACAUCAGGGGGGUUGUAGAUACGCAUCUUAGCAUGGCGGUUUAGUGUUCACUCAGUUAUAGAAAUCACAGUUCAUGCAUAGAAUCGCCUAGCUAGUCCUGCUUCAGUUGUGUGACAAGGGCCCGGGAGACGUGGAUUGGCAGAGCGUGCCACUAGAACAUAAAAC